AUGGCAUCGGCUUCAAAGGACGGCACGUUCAGAGUCUGGAAUACGGACAUUCAGUACAGCCUUGGCCAGGAACCGUACCUGAUCUCUGUCGGUAACUUGGACAAUCUCAAAACGGAGCCUGGGGUGUUGUCGCUGUCACCGAACGGUUUCACAGUGGUGAUCGCGUGCGGUCGCGAAAUCAGGGUGUUCAGAGCGGACACUGGUCAGCUGGUCGAAAAUCUGUCGACGGUGCAUGAAAGCGCCGUAACAGCUGUCAAGUUCACCAGCGACAACAGCUUAUUCAUCUCAAGUGGCGAUCGCCACGUCCGCCUGUUCCACAACGUCGCCAACUACCAGAUCAGCAUCGAGAAGGCUACUGAGCAACUGAAGUUCGUCAACGCCGCCGCACACAGGAGCCGACUGCUUGACCAAAUAAAGUUGGCAACGCAGCGUCUGUCGGAACUCGGUUGCAUGUGA
This is a messenger RNA of Soboliphyme baturini, 456 nucleotides long. The record is from the annotation of a GenBank genome assembly. NCBI's taxonomy places the organism in Eukaryota, Metazoa, Nematoda, Enoplea, Dioctophymatida, Soboliphymatidae.